Messenger RNA from Diabrotica virgifera virgifera (western corn rootworm), 7137 nucleotides. RefSeq names its product microtubule-associated protein tau (gene tau). NCBI's taxonomy places the organism in Eukaryota, Metazoa, Arthropoda, Insecta, Coleoptera, Chrysomelidae. Gene Ontology annotation, biological process: microtubule cytoskeleton organization; neuron projection development. The transcript has 9 exons. The record is from RefSeq and is a predicted model, not a curated record. The coding region runs from base 4 to 1872 and encodes 622 amino acids. Gene Ontology annotation, cellular component: neuron projection. Gene Ontology annotation, molecular function: microtubule binding.
AUAAUGUCACAACAGCCUCUACUAAAUGGUCCUACAGCUGAAUUUAACACUUCUAAAGAUGAAGUUAAGGAAAUGCCAAAAGCACAACAAAACGGAAACGGAUCACAACCAUUUCAACUGCCCGGGGGAACUCCAAUUAACGUACAACGGCCGUUGAAUAGAAACGACAGUAAAAGUAAUUUUCCAUAUCGACCUCCAUUUCCAAACCAACCAGGUGGAAACCCUCCAAGACCUCCACCAGUACGUCCUCCGGGCCCACAACAGUUCAUACCUCCAAGAUCACCGCUUCCCCCUGGCCAACGACCUCCUGGGACUCCGCAACAUCCUCCGGGGCAAGGUCCACCUCCUGGACAGCCGUUUCCAGCGAACCAACCCAGAGCGAAUUUCAGACCGUUUUCUCCGUUUCCGAGACCAGGUGUACCUAACCAGAGACCACCUGGUGUCUUUCAACAAAGAUCAGUACCGAGCUUUGGUAACGUACGACCAUCAGUACCUGAAGAGGGAAUCGUUAGAUCUCAAACUCUGGAUACUACAGAGAUUGAUCAUUCUAAAAACGAUGAGCCCAAAAGUAAUACUUCUCACGAUUAUGUCAAAACGCCCUCCAUAGCUGCUAUGAAUAACAGAAGUUACAGUCUGAGUUCAAACGCCCCAGAAAUAGCAUUAGAUUCAAAAGAAGAUGCCAGACGAAAAUCAGUUAGCAGCGUUGAUAGUUAUGGCGAAGGAAGACCUCCAUCUCGACCAUCGUCGAGACAAGGAUUUGGUUCAAAUGAAAACUUAGAAACAAAAGAAGAAAGCUCCUCGAGACCAGAAUCAAGACCAAUGUCAAGAAUGAACAAAAUUGUAGAAGACGAAGACAGAUCCCCAAGCUCAUUAACAGACGUUUCUCAAAAGAGCAACGAUCUUACUCCAAAUGACAACUCCAAAUCCAAAUCACCCCAGCCAGUAAUUAGUAAAACACCUGACCUUACUGCAAGUAGACCUCCAAGUGGCGCUAAUUUGACUAACGGCACUAAAACGAUGAACGAUAAGCAUCUGCAUCUGAAUACGACAUCAACAAGACCCAAAUCUUCAACAAAAGAAGGAGAUAAUGACAGUGGUGUCGACGAGUCAACACAAGGAAAUGACCAGUCAAGUAAUGGUGACAACAGAUCGCCAAGAAAGAGUUCGAAAUCUAGAACGUCUACAUCCACACCCGUAGCUAGGUCUUUAUCAAGAGGGUCAAAGUCUCCUAGUCUAAAAAGUCCAGAUUCUAAUGUUACCACGCCGGGAUCAGCAACAGAAAAGAAAAAAUUGCCAAUGAACAAAGUCCAAGUAGGCCAUGCUCCAUCGCCAAAUCUAAAAGUAGUAAAAUCUAAAAUCGGUUCCCUUGGUAAUACCAACUACAAACCAGGAGGUGGCAACGUAAAAAUAGAAAACAAAAAAUUGGAAUUCAAAGUGGCGCCUAGGAUAGAAGCCAAAAACGACAGAUACACGCCGAAGGGAGGCGAAAAGAAAAUAGUUUCCCAAAAGUUACAGUGGAACGCGAAAUCCAAAAUAGGCUCCCUAGAAAAUACCACUCAUAAACCUAAGGGUGGGGAUAAGAAGAUCGAAUCGAUGAAAUUGGAUUUCAAAGAAAAAGCUAAAUCCAAAGUGGGAUCCAAGGAUAACAUUAAGCACCAACCUGGAGGUGGUGAUAUUAAGAUUGAAAAUAAGAAGAUUGAACUUAAGGUUCAGAGUAAAAUUGGAUCUCUCGACAACGUCAAACACAGACCAGGAGGAGGAGACAAGAAGAUCUUUGACGAUAAAGAAUAUUUGAGACAGACAUCAGGUGGAAGCAUGGAUCAAUCCUUGUCGGCUUCUCAGGAACCAGAGUAUCUAUAUAGAUUCUAUUGAUUUCAUCAAAAUAUCAUUCGUUAAGAAUUCCAUACCUUCACAGCCAGACAAAGUCCCAAUCGCUGACGAGAAUUUGAACCAGGAACACUAAAUACGUAGAUAGAGUUGUUGUGUUUAUCGUUAUGAAGGACUUAAUUUUUACCAAGGCGUGAACAGCGCUUUUCAAAUAAAUUAAAACAAAAUACUUUGUCACUAAAACUAAAGUAUCGCAUGUCCAGUAUACAUUAAAACCAUUUUUAGUAUGCACUUUUUGAAGUAACGUAAAGUUUAGAGAAUAUAUUGUUGUAAAGUUAUAAUUAACAAUAGUUUUCACUAACACUUCAGUUCAUUUGCGAACAGACAUCUACAUUACUAGAAUAAGAAAUUUAUACCAAUAUAAUACUAAAUAAAAAAAAUAUUUCUCACAAGACAAAAGUAAGUAUGUGCUAAAAGAAGUAGGGUUGGACGGACACGACAUAGCUAUCAUAAGCAAUAGAUACUUAAACCACACAGGAUGGGUUCUAACAAACAACGGAAACACCAAUUACAUAAACAUAGAACGAGGAGUGCGUCAAGGGUGCUUUCUGUCCCCUCUUUAAUGUCUAUGCCGAACAUACCAUCAGCUUCUCUUGAAGAUCGCCCUGAAGAUUCCAGAACCAAUGGAAUCAUCAUUAACAAUAUAAGAGAUGCCGAUGACACCGUAGUAUUAGCGGAGACAGAAGACCAACUAAAAAUAUUGAUCAACAUAUUAUCAGAAGAAAGUCAUGGGCUGGGCUUGGACAUUAACUUUUCCAAAACCAAAAUCAUGGUAUUCCACAAGAACCCCCAUGAACAAAUUACACCCAACAUACAAAUAAUUAUCCAUGAGGAAAAAGUUUUCCUGUAGUUGGCUGUAUACCAUAUAUUACAAAAAACGACUAAAAUCCUUUAUGAAAGGUAUAUUUGUUAAAAUUCCCAAAUGUUUCAAACAUACCUUUUAUAAAUUAUAAAGGAUUUUAGUCGUUUUUUUUUUAUACAAAUAAAUGGUAUCGCCCUUCAGAGUUUCCAAAGCUUCAUAUACCUGUGCAGAGAGCUAAAUAGUCAACUAGACCAUUCAAUAGAAAUUAGAAGACGCAUUGAAAUAGCAAGUUCUGGUUUCAUGAACAUGCGUAAAAUGCUUUGUAACUCCAAGCGAUCAGUCACAAUAAGAUUGAGAACACUAAAGUGUUCUAUGUGGUCUCUAUUACUAUAUGACUGUCAGACCUGGACAUUAAAACAGUAUGAAGUCAACAAAUUGAAUUCAUUCGAAAUGUGGGUGUACCACCGAAUGCUAAAAAUAAGCUGGACCAGCAGAACUAUAAAUGAAGAAGUACUGAAAGGAAUGAACACACGUCCUCAUCUAGUCAAUACUAUCAAAAUUAGAAAUACGUCAUAUGUAGGACAUACAAUGCGUCAUAUGGAAUUUUAUCAGCUCCAGGUAAUAUUAGAAGGCAACGUCGAAGGUAAUAGGAGUAUAGAAAAGAAGGAAAAAUCUUGACUAUGAAACAUCAGAGAUUGGACACACACAACAGGAAAUUAUUUAAUUCAUCAAGCGCAGAACAGAGAAAUUUGCCAUAUUGAUCGCCGACCUCAAUAGAGAAGUCACUUAGGAGAAGGAACUUAACCUAACAGAACUUUAAACUUUUUCGUCUUUAGUUAUAGAUUAAUUGUUUAGUCUACUUAGGUUACUGUAGAUGUCUGUUUGAUUUAAUAAAAACUUCUACUAUACUUAUUGUAAUAUCUAUAAGUGUAUAGCAGCAUAAGUGCAUAAAGUAAAUUAAAGCGUAAUACAAAAGUUAGUUUUGGUGUUGUGAUACCUAGAAUAUGUGACCAAAAAAAAUAUACAAAACAUUUGUAUUUUCUAUAACAAAAUUUCAGAAAGUGUUGAAAUUUUUUGUUUUGUUUCAAAUAAAUUAGUGUUGUAUAAUAAGAGUUUCCAUAAGUGUAUGUCAUAAAAUAUAAUUGAAAAUUUUGGAACUCACUUAAAAACAUUUUUUAGAGAUACCCUCUAUAUUAAAUUUAAAAAUUGUUAUUCACAAAAGGUGGCAUGAUAUAUUCGCAAAUUAUAUGUUACGUAUUUAUUCGUAUCUAUAAAUAAUUGGUGAACAAUGCAAUGUUAACUAGCACAACAAAAAUGUGAAUUGUAAGAAAAAUCUCUAUUGGUCAUCAAUUUAACUGCUGUGGGUAAACGUAUAUAAUACCUACAGUCGGAAAAAUGAAAGAAUACCCAUGAACGAACAUAUAAAACACGCUGUAUUUUCCUGUCACCGUAUCACAAAACAAAUUGCAAAGCGCAAGUACAUGUAAUAAUAAUUAUUGUAAUAAUAAUUAUUACAUGUACUUGCGCUGGCCAAUUUUUUAUACAGUUUUAAAAUACAGUGUGUUUUAUAUGUUCGUUCAUGGGUAUUCUUUCAUUUUUCCGACUGUAUAUAAAACGUUUGUAAACAAUUUUAGUAUUUUAUUUAUUACAAUAAUUUCAUUUAAAAUCUUACAAAUUUAAAAACGUAAAGGAAAUACGUAAAUUUUAAAAUAAAUAAUUAUCUUUUCUGAGCUUUAUUGUAGGUAAUAUCUCUGAAAUAUCCUUAUUGGGUUAAAAUAUUUCGGCACUUUCUGUAUAUCGGGCUUUUAAAUGUUGCCAUCAAACUGUAUUAUCAAAACUCGGCUCAAACGUUUCUACCAAAAUAUUCACCUUCAGUACUCAUUAAAAAAUACAGAUACCAUAUGAAGAAACAUUUAAAAGCUUGGUAUUUUAGCAAUACCUGUCAGUUGAUAGCAGAUCAUUAAUAACAGCUCUUUUGUAAAAUUUAAGCAAACAUCACGCUUUACUUCAUUUUUUUAUACAUAAAAUUGCCUAUACUGUACUAAAACAAAUAGUAGAAGUAUCUAAUAGAGCACCAAAAUGUUUAGAUUCACAAUAUCAAAAGAAAAUAAUCGGAAAUAAAAAAACAGUCUGAAUUAUUUUAAUACCCCACAAAGGUUUCAAGCAAUUUCGUUAAAUAUGCAAAAAAAAAUAUAUUUGUACCUAUAUAAUAAAUAUUUUUAAAUGAGUGGGUUACAUUUAUAUUAUACAGAUUUAAGCCAUGGGGCUCUUAGUCCUUUUAAGGCGAAAAUUCACUCAUCCCAUAUCCCCACGGUAGACUUUUGCUGAUAUUUGGAGCAGUAAACGACCAAGUGCAGUAUUGACAAAGAUAUAACUUCGAAUUAUGCCAACACUUUAAUGAACUAGACGUCAUAAUGUUCAUUAAACACAGCGACUUCGAUGGACUGGAUACAUAAUACGAAUGCCAGAAACCACAGAAACCACAGAAACCACAGAAACAUCUGUAAGAAGAAGCAGAAGCCGACUGCAAAUUAGGUGGUUGGAUGGAGUUGAGAGGGGAUGGACUUAGGGAUAUUAAAAAUUAGAAGAUGGCAACAGGCCACCAGAUACUGAACAAAAUGGCGACGAAUCUUAAAGCAGGCCAGGAUCCACAGAAGACUGUUGACAAAACAUGAUGAUGAUUAUGAUAUACCUAUGGUAUUAAAAGGAUUGAGCUCUGUUGGGACUCUCCGUAUUAUCGAGUCCUAGAAUACCUAAAAGGCUAAAACAUUAUUUUCGAUUUGUAGUAAACAACUACCAAUAUAUUUUCGGAACAAUUCAUACGUUUCGAAACAAUUAUAAAAAAUUAUGAAUCAAAGGAACAUAACACAUGCUUCAUAAUCUAAAGAGAAUAUGAAUAAUUAUUGAAAAUUAGAAUUGAUGAACAGAAGCGUAGAAACAUGAACACUAGAAAGCCAGUUGGUUGAAGCAUAACCUCUGAGAAAAAUGGAAGAACAAACAACAUGGAAAAAGGAGAGAAAUGAACAAAAGGACAAAUAGAAGAAAUAUUGAGGAUCCUAGAGAGAUUACUUGAUUUAUUGAUCUAUGAUUUUGAUCUGUGAAAAAUAAUGACACUGUUGGCUUUAUUGUCGUUUUAAAUUCUGUCUAUGGUACAUAAACAAUGAUAAAUUACCAGAUACAAAAAUAUUACAUUAGAUUGUAAAAUCUGAAGUAAAGCAAAAAAUUACUACUUAUAAACAUUUGUAUCUUUAAAACUAUGUAGACAUAUAAAUAUAAUCUAUGAUAAAAAUUUGACAAAAGGGCAUAAUUGUAAUUAAAAUAUAUCACCGCUUAUUAUUACUUAUACGUCACAUUUCUAAUUUAUUUUUAGUUUAUAAAAGACUUGAGAGUGUAUUCAAACAUUGGAGUCAUUUCUCAAUCGUUUUAAACAAGUGUUAUAUUAUUAAAAUAUUUAAAUAAUAGCCAAAAAUAUAAUUGUUUGCUUGGCAGAUUUUCACAAAAAUCAGAUAUUUUUCUGUUAUUUUUGUUCUCAAAAGGGGCAGCAAGACCCCUAAAUUCACUCAUCAAAAUAAUAGACUAAAAAUAUUUUUUUAAUUAUCUGGCUAUAUUUUAUCUACAAAGAAAGACUCAAAACAUAGGUAUUAUGGGUCAAUAUAUAAAUUUUAGCAUACAAGAAACAAAAGAGUGGUAUAUCACAAAAUGUAUUGAGAUGGAGUAUAAAAGAAAAGAUAUAAGAGAAAACAAAACAUAAAAUAAUUUUGUAUGUUUGAAAAACAGGGAAAACAACUAUGAGUGUCGAAGGAAUAACUGCAUGAAGACCUGAAACUCAUCUAUGCUUUACACUAGCCACAAUACGAAGACGAUAGAUGUAAAUAGGUACUUAGUAUCUCAUCAACUAUGUAAUAUGGCCAUUUAUGAGAGAGUGGAUAAUUGUAUAGAUCUCUAAAAACAAAAGUAUUAGAAAUAUUUGGUCCUUGUUUACAAAUGAAAAAAAAAUAAAUUACAAAAUUACAAAAUUUGCAAAUUAUAUGAAUUUAAAGAAUCAUUAAAGUUAUACUAAAAGUUAGCUAUACUAAAAUCACAAUAAAGAUGCACUAGAAAAAAACAAACCAAGACACGUUGAGUGUUACGAGGAGCACUCCCAAAUCAUGAUUUACAAAGUUUAUACUGUAAAUCAUAAUUCGGGAGUGCUCCUUGUAACAUUCAACGUGUCUUGGUUUGUUUAUUUCUGGUGCAUCCUUAUUGUGAUUUCAGUAUAGUGUUAGGUAAAUGGCUCCAAUGUUAUUUUAUAUCGUAGUUUAUUUUGUUUUAAAUAUUGUCAUAUUUUAAUAUAUUUGUAAGGCAUUUUUUCACAAGUGCUAUUUCCCGUUUUUUUCUAGUUUGUAUUGACAGUAAAAGUAUUAAUGUUAAGUUAUAUUUCAUUACAAUAAACUUUGCAUAUUACCUUU